GUCCACAAUUGAAGCUCAUUGUGUCCUGCAUUCCCGAGUAGUUAGGUGUUCAUCUGUGAGUUUUCGACUGGACUGGGGAGGCAAGCAGAGAUGGCUGUGGCAAACUUCCACUACAUUACUCGCAUGAGCAGCGGAUUCAAGGUGUAUAUUCUAGAGGGUCAGCCUCAUCUGAGGAGUGAAGACAGAUUCAGACACAUGACAAAUGAACGGACUCGAACUCCGACAGUGUAUCCCAAACGCAAGCGCAGCCAUGAAAGAUGUCUCACUCUUGAGGAAAGACGUGAGCGGGUACUGAACAGAAGUAAUGGUAAAGCUGCUCAGAGACCACCAAUUGUACCAGCACCCGUGUUGUUUAAUAGCCCUCAAAGUCCCACUUCCACCUGGAGCCCAGCACCCAGUCCAACCAGCCCUUUGCCCUCCCAUGUGUAUUAUACUCCAGUCAUGGAAGAACCUCUUGCCCUCAUCAAGAAACCGAGAAAGGAAUCAGAGAGUACAGAGGACAAGACUAAAAACACUGGUACAAGUCAGAUUCAGAUGCGUCCCUCUGUGAUCACUUGUGUCUCUUCGUUAAGAAAACCCACCGUGACCUCCGAUGUCUACCAGAGUCAGUCAUCAGUCAUCUCCAACGACAACUAUGACCAUGUGGUUGAGGAGCAUUUCCAAAGGAGUCUCGGAGUGAAUUACCAGAAAAAUCACUCCCAGCAGCUCUCCAUCAGCGUGUCGGUCGAUGACCACUUCGCCAAGGCGUUGGGAGAUAAGUGGCUUCAGAUUAAGUCCAAGUCUUCCUCCUGUUCAUCUACACCACCUAGCAGUCCAAGCAUUACACACUCACCAGCAUACGCGCAAAGCCCGCAUCCAGUAAUGAAAGAAUCUGCAAGCAAAUCGUCACCAGCAUCCAACCAUUGGUCUGUAAAUUAACUAAAGAAUGACCUCUGACCUUGGCAGGGAACUGACUUUGAACAUAGCGUAUUUUCCAUGCCGCUUGCUGACUGAUGGACAGUUUUGGGGUAUCAGAUUGGACCACUAUGUACCUUGACUGAAGCAGACAAUUGUCGCAUCAGUUUGGAUUUUCUUACACUUUUUCUUCACCUUACCAUGGGUUUAAUUGAAGAAUCAACUAAUUUUUCCUUAACAUUUCUUUUUUUAAAUUUCAAUGUCAUGUUUCAUUUCAUUUUAUUAUAUUUAUAUUAAUUUCAUCUUUGAUGGUUUACCGGACAGGCCGAUAUUCGAUGUGUGUUAUUGUGAUUACACUUGUCAUGCAAAAGAAAAGCGUUUAAAGGCUUUGAUAAGUUUGGAAUAAAUAAAUAUGUAAAUAAA
Messenger RNA from Corythoichthys intestinalis (scribbled pipefish), 1317 nucleotides. It is a transcript of the gene vgll4l, whose product is annotated as vestigial like 4 like. Bases 91 to 918 code for a protein of 275 amino acids. The transcript is spliced from 5 exons. Gene Ontology annotation, molecular function: transcription coactivator binding. The record is from RefSeq and is a predicted model, not a curated record. NCBI's taxonomy places the organism in Eukaryota, Metazoa, Chordata, Actinopteri, Syngnathiformes, Syngnathidae. Gene Ontology annotation, biological process: negative regulation of DNA-templated transcription.